Molecule: messenger RNA, 780 nt
Organism: Ostertagia ostertagi
Lineage: Eukaryota; Metazoa; Nematoda; Chromadorea; Rhabditida; Trichostrongylidae
Source: the annotation of a GenBank genome assembly
CACUAUUUUGAAUCAUCCUGCUCUCACUCAGGUUACUUGAUUUUGCGCAUUCAGGAGACCGAGUACGAGUGUGAGUGCUCACGAUGUUGGGAUACGGUGGCGUCCACGGAAUCACUUGAUUGGAUUACUGUAUCGUUGAUGGAGUGUCCGUUACGAUUCAAUGAUACGACGAUACGAAAACGGAUCGCCAGCUGGAUUAAUGAGGAAUGCAAUGCCUCAUUCAACUGCGGUCUGAGAAAUCAGCUGGACGAGAAUCACAUCGUCAUUGGACAUUUCGAAUGCGAGGUAGAAAGGAAUGAACUCCGAUUGGUGGCUCUUCUCAAUCGCACCCUUGGAUUGCAUCAGGUGAUAUGCAGCGUGAACAAGUCGCCGUUGAAGAUUUUCCAGUUUGAACGUCGGUGUUCGUCGUCGUUCCGGGAAUGUUCUUCCGGCUCAUCUCCUCGGACUUGUACUGCAAACAAGAGAACAUCUACUUUCGUUUCUUCUUCACUCGGAAAUUCUUUCAGCGACUGUUCACAGACGGCUAAAAGGAAUCCCUUUGUCAAGACGAUAAGCAGCCGUACAGCCGUUGUCAUCCUGGUCGCAAUGACCGUCUUCACGUUCUUCAUGUUUCUGCUCAUCUACUUCUCUCAAGUCUACGUGAACUGGAGCCGAAUCGUCAAAGGCGAUUGGAGUCACAAAGACUACCGAAAAGUACCACAUGUUCAGUACAGCUCGGAAAGGAUCACAAUGAAUGGACAAAUCGCACCCGAACGUCCCAAUUUCGAAACCCAAUAUUAG